Messenger RNA from Prorocentrum cordatum, 1865 nucleotides. The record is from the annotation of a GenBank genome assembly. Lineage: Eukaryota; Dinophyceae; Prorocentrales; Prorocentraceae.
GGAGGAGGAGGAGGAGGCGGCGCAGAAGGCACGGGAAGAGGCAGGGAGGCGGGCCCAGGAGGAGACGGCGCGAAAGCAAGAGCACGAGGCGGAGAGGCGAGCGCGCGAGGAGGCGGACAAGCGGGUCAAGGAGGAGGCGACAAAGCAGGCCCAGGAGGAGGCGGCGCAGAAGGCACAAGAAAAGGCGGAGAGGCGAGCUCGCGAGGAGGCGGACCAGCGGGCCCAGGAGGAGGCGGCGCAAAAGGCACAAGAGGAGGCGGAGAGGCGAGCGCGCGAGGAGGCGGACCAGCGGGUGCAGGCGGAGGCGGCGCAGAAGGCACAAGAAGAGGCGGAGAGGCGAGCUCGCGAGGAGGCGGACCAGCGGGUGCAGGCGGAGGCGGCGCAGAAGGCACAAGAGGAGGCGGAGAGGCGAGCGCGCGAGGAGGCGGACCAGCGGGUGCAGGCGGAGGCGGCGCAGAAGGCACAAGAAGAGGCGGAGAGGCGAGCUCGCGAGGAGCGGACCAGCGGGUGCAGGCGGAGGCGGCGCAGAAGGCACAAGAGGAGGCGGAGAGGCGAGCGCGCGAGGAGGCGGACCAGCGGGUGCAGGCGGAGGCGGCGCAGAAGGCACAAGAAGAGGCGGAGAGGCGAGCUCGCGAGAAGGCGGACCAGCGGGCCCAGGAGGAGGCGGCGCAGAAGGCACAAAAGGAGGCGGAGAGGCGAGCGCGCGAGGAGGCGGACCAGCGCGUGCAGGCGGAGGCGGCGCAGAAGGCACAAGAAGAGGCGGAGAGGCGAGCUCGCGAGGAGGCGGACCAGCGGGCCCAGGAGGAGGCGGCGCAGAAGGCACAAGAGGAGGCGGAUAGGCGAGCGCGCGAGUUGGCGGACCAGCGGGUGCAGGCGGAGGCGGCGCAGAAGGCACAAGAAGAGGCGGAGAGGCGAGCUCGCGAGGAGGCGGACCAGCGGGCCCAGGAGGAGGCGGCGCAGAAGGCACAAGAGGAGGCGGAGAGGCGAGCGCGCGAGGAGGCGGACCAGCGGGUGCAGGCGGAGGCGGCGCAGAAGGCACAAGAAGAGGCGGAGAGGCGAGCUCGCGAGGAGGCGGACCAGCGGGUGCAGGCGGAGGCGGCGCAGAAGGCACAAGAGGAGGCGGAGAGGCGAGCGCGCGAGGAGGCGGACCAGCGGGUGCAGGCGGAGGCGGCGCAGAAGGCACAAGAAGAGGCGGAGAGGCGAGCUCGCACAGGAGGAGGCGGAGAGGCGAGCCCGCGAGGAAGCGGACCGGAGGGCCCGGGAGGAGGCGGCGCAGAAGGCACAGGAGGAGGCGGAGAGGCGAGCCCGCGAGGAGGCAGAGAGGCGAGCGCAACUAGAGGCGAUCCGUGAGGCAGAGGAAAAGGCGAGAAGGCGAGCGCACGAGGAGGCGGCCCAGCGGGCCCAGGAGGAGGCGGCGCGGAAGGCACAAGAAGAGGCGGAGAGGCGAGCUCGCGAGGAGGCAGACUGGCAAUCGCAGGAGGCGGCGGCGCAGAAGGCACAGGAGGUGGCCGAGAGACGAGCGGCCGAAGAGACAACCAGGGUGGCCCAGGUGGAGGCGACGCGGAAAGCACAGCAAGAGGUGAUGAGGCGAGCGCACGAGGAGGCGAACCCGCGGGCUCCAGACAGGGCGGCGCGGAAGGUCCGGGAGGAGGCGGAGAGGCGAGCGCGCGAGCUCGUUCCUGGGUUCUUCCCGGGGCGCACGGAGCCGGCAGCGGCACGGGAUCGGCAGGCAGAGCCCGCAGGCGCGGCGGGCGGCGGGGGACGCGCGGAGACGGGGGGGCCCGACGGCGGCGCGGCGCUCGCGCUCCGCGGCUUCGAGGAGGCCCUGGGGCGCGUCUGCGGCAGGCUGGAGGACUGGCUCGCCG